Trichomonas vaginalis G3 is the source of this 1356-nucleotide messenger RNA. RefSeq lists its product as uncharacterized. The transcript has a single exon. Lineage: Eukaryota; Parabasalia; Trichomonadida; Trichomonadidae. The record is from RefSeq and is a predicted model, not a curated record. The coding region runs from base 1 to 1356 and encodes 451 amino acids.
AUGAUUGAAAAUCAUGAUGUGCUGAAUAUUAAAGAUCAAGAAAAUCUAAAAUUAGAGACCGUUCUCGUUAGUCCUGAGUUUCUUAUGGCAUGGAACAUCAAUGAUGAAGAUGUCAUCGAAUAUGUAACUAAAAAUAUCGAGGAAAUCGAGAGAUACGCAUUCCUCAUGAAGCCCCAAAGCGAAUAUAUGCUAAAUAGCAGAUGUUUGACGAUAUUACAAUGUCAAAAUAAACAAUUUUACAAAAAAAUCUUCAGAAUUCAUAAAUUCUUCGAUGUUAUAUUAGAAUAUGCGGCUAGUUUAGAUAAAUACACUUCGAAAAGUCAUAAAAACUUCUUUGAUACAAUAUCAUAUUUUAUCAUGUCCUCAGGAUUCAUAUUUUUCAAAAGAUUCGACUUUGUUACAUUCUUUUCAUCACUCUGUGAUCAUUUAAACUAUGAACCACCUGCAGAAUUCAUCAAAAACGUUUUAAGAAAUUUAAAUUUUCGUUCACUAUCAAUAUUCAAGCAUUCAACACUUAUUAACAUACUUAUUGACAAGUUCACAAACCAAUAUUCUACAGAAAACUACUCAUUAUCCAUACUAAUUCAAGGAUUUCAAAAUGAAUACUUCAUAAAACUAUUAAUUGACCCUUUAUUGACAUCAUUAGACAGUAUCAUCAAUACUACACUAGAAAACAAAAGCAAAGAAGGCGUAAUCUUUAUUGCAAAGUGUUUUUCUGUUUCAUUUCAAAAUCGAAAAAUUUCUGAAUGGAAAAAAGUCAGAGAAAUCAUUUUAAAUUCAUCCAAGAAAUUCCUGGAAACAUUGAAACAAGUCAGUUGUAUUUAUGAUGAUUGUGUUUGUAGGCUUCUUUUAAUGAUAUACACUCAAGAAGAAAUCAUUUGUAAUUCGGAAUUCAUUGAUUUCUCACGUGUAAUUAUUAAAUCAUUUAUUCUUUGUCCGCAGAACUCUUUUCUUGCGAAUUAUUCAUGUAGAGUUAUCAGACAGAUUUGUAGAUUUGAAACGAAGAUUCUUAUUUCAUUUAUUUAUGAUGUUAAUUUAGUUGAUUUUCUUAUUUCAGUUUAUACUGAUGAAAAUCAGUUGAUGACUUGCAACUGGAAUCAAAUAAGAGAUAUUGCGAAUACUAUUAGUCCGUAUAUUAAUUUGGAACAAAACGUUGAAUGGAAUCGUGUUUUGUUAUCUUUUCAUUUCAAAAAUCCUAGUUUUGUGCAUAUUUCGCAUAGGGAAACUAAUAUGAAACUAGUUGCACAAGAAAGUCAAGAAAAUGCUUUCGAAAUUGUUUGGAAUCGUAAUAAUGUUAUUAACUGUAUUUGUAUCCUUCUUGUUUUCUUUCUUAUUAUUUGGCUUUUCGGAUUUUAA